UGUCCCAGCGCUGCGGCUCCCCGGUACCGUGGAGAUCUGCGCCUUUGCUGGUCUCAGGACGCACCUGCGAGCCGCACGCCGAGGGCCUGCCAGGCUGCCCCUUUUGCACCCCCGUCCUGGUGGGUGGAAGUGGGGUCUCCGGGCGGGUAGGCUCCGGGUGGGGGCGUGGAGACCGAGGGUCGAACCGGCUGCAAGAGUGGGAGCUCCAGGGUCGUGGAUAUGGACCUUUUGCAGUUCCUAGUCUACCUGUUUGUCCUGCUAGUGUCUAGGACAGGAGUUACAGACACUCAGAGGACCUCCGUGGACCCGAGCCUGGAGAUCUACAAGAAGAUGUUUGAGGUAAAGCGACGGGAGCAGCUGUUGGCAUUGAAAAACCUGGUACAGCUGAAUGAUGUUCACCAGCAGUACAAGAUCCUUGAUGUCAUGCUCAAGGGGCUCUUUAAGGUGCUGGAGGACUCCCGGACAGUGCUCCUUGCUGCGGACGUGCUCCCAGAUGGGCCCUUCCCCCAGGAUGAGAAACUGAAGGAUGCUUUCUCCCAAGUGUUGGAGAACACGGCCUUCUUCGGCGACGUGGUGCUGCGCUUCCCGAGGAUCGUGCACCACUACUUUGACCACAACUCCAACUGGAAUCUCCUCAUCCGCUGGGGCAUCAGCUUCUGCAACCAGUCGGGCGUCUUUGACCAGGGGCCCCACUCGCCCAUCCUCAGCCUGAUGGCCCAGGAGCUGGGGAUCAGCGAGAAAGACUCUGACUUCCAGAACCCAUUUAAAGUAGACCACACAGAGUUCAUUUCUAGCACCGACCCUUUCCAGAAGGCCCUGAGAGAAGAGGAGAAACGUCGGAAAAAAGAGGAGAAGCGGAAAGAGAUCCGAAAAGGCCCGCGGAUUUCGCGAUCCCAGUCUGAGUUAUAGCCCCGUUGCAGCCCAUGGUUCAAGGGGCCAGGAGGAAGAGGAGGAGGCAGCUGGCCAAGGUGAAGCGGUGCCAUCUGGUUGGUGGUGAGAGUCGGCACCUGUGAGAGGGGAGACCAUGUUUGCUUGGCCCCCAGGAGCCGGCUUUGAGCCCAGCUGCAGGGACUGGGCCGCGGAGGCUUGGGUUUCCUCCUGGGGCCUCCCUGGAGGGAGCGUUGAGGGGACCCUGUGCUGCAAACACAACUCUGUGGAGAUGCUGGGGGAGGCAGGAGGGGUGCAGGACUGGACCCUCCCAGGGGGUUAGUGCUGAUGCUCGGCUGGCUGCUGCUCUCCAUGGGGAGGCAGCAGAACCGGGGUCUGAGCCACGUGUGGAGGUGCCACGCCUGCUGCUGGCUGCACUGUGUCACUGAGCCACAUGGCACAAGGUCCAGCCCCCUGCGGAGACACAAUAAAAGUCGGCAAACCCUCUGGGCAAAUCACAGCUGGUUUUGGCCCUAGGAAGCUGUGAGGCCUUUUCCAGGCAGGUGGCGAGGGGCCUGGGUUGGGGAACCAGAGGCCCUGAGAGGUGUAGAGAGCACCUUAGUGGAUGUUCCGCUUCAUCAGGGAGCCCCAGGCUCUGGCAGGGCAGCAAAGUAGGGGCUUGGCUUAGGCCUCCUAAUCCAUUCUCUGCACUGUCCUUGACGAAGAGUCGGUGUUGGAAAGGGACUGGAAGUGUCCUGGGUGGGUGUUUAUCCAAGGUGACCUUGGAGUAACAUGAUCUCUAUCCUCAGCUAACUGGGGACAGUCAUAGAACAAGUACAGGAAAGAGUCAACUGUCCUUUCUGGCAAUGCUGGGAGACCCUCAGCCUAUGGGCUGCAUCUCUGCAGAAGACUGCAUUGUAAUGGCAGGGCUGCCCCAAGCUGGAUCAGUCAGGCAGUGAGCUCUCUGGCUCAGGAGGGAUGCGAGCGGAGACCCGUGGUCACCAGGCAGGGAAGCUGCAGGGGCCUGAGUGAGCAGCUGCCCUUCAGUUGUGCUCUGCCCAGGCAGAGUAGGGAGGAGCUCUGGUGGGAUUUCUAGCUCUGUCUCUUCAACCUUGCAAAGCCAGGGUCUGCUUCUUAAAAGGAGAGAGACAUAACCACCCCAGAACCUACCACCACCACCAACAGAGCCCAAGGGAGACCUGAGUCUUGUCUCAGCCCAUCAGGCUUGCUGAGUGACCCUGGUCCACCCCUUCUCUGUUCCGUAGCUUCACUGGCAAAGUGAAUACUAUAACAUCUGAACUGCUUCUCCAAGGCUGGGACCUGGCUUCUCAAUGACAGGUGUCCUUCUCUGAUGGUUCUUCAUUCGUCCCAUAGAUUUGCUGAGCACCCACUGUAAGCCCAGCCAAAGAGAGGGGUCCAGUCUUACCUAUCUUCACCUCUGCCCCACCUGGUACCUUCAUCCUCCUGGGCUCUUCCUUCUACACCUUCAGCCUCUCUCCAUCUUGAUUGAUCUCUUCCUCUCCAUCUUCAAAUGGUUCCAAGUUUUCCCAUCUGACACCUUCAGAGAAACAAACAGAACUGCCCUGCUUUCCCCGCUCCUUCCCUUUGCUGCACUGUGGAUUGUGUGGUCACUUGUUCCUGGAACUCCACCUUGAGUCAUACUGUAGGCAGAGCCUGUCCACUCCCCUGCUGGAGCUGCAGAGGCCCUAGGGUACUCGUUUGUCCAGCCUCCUUGUAGCUAGCAUUCACUUAGUGACUGAUGUACCACUAACCAGAUGCACCGUGUGCGUGUGGUGGUGGAAACAGUGGCCCACAGGGUCAGGGGGAUUCCUAGUGGCCAGACCAGCUCCCAGGGUGCCUGCUGGUGGCAACAGUGAUGUCUUCAUUGGUGCGUUCAGCAUGGUCUUGGAUGUCGUUCCUGUCUGUUGAGCUUCCAGACACGAUCUGUGACACCCGUGGAAAAUCUGGGUGCCCCCAGUAUCCCCUAAGACAGGGCUCCUCAGCAGUGGCACUGUUCACAUUUGGGACCAGAUAAUUCUUUGUUGUGCAGAGGUCUGUGUAUGUGAGAUAUUUAGCAGCAUUCUUGGCCUCUACUUGCUAGAUGUCUGUAGUCAUCUCCCAGUUAUGACAACCAAAAAUGUCCCCAGACAUUGCUGGACGUCCCCUGGGGGCAAAACCUCCCUGGCCACAUCCCUUCCUCCUCCUUAUCUCAGCCCCACAUCUUCCUGUGCUGUCCCCUCACUGCCCGGAAAUGCUGUUGAUAGUUCCUGAGGACCCUCCCAGGCCUCGGGGCCACUGUGUUGUCCUUGUUUUCUGCUCUUGGUCUGAGUCUGCUUUGUCUCUUCCCGACUUCUCUUUCCUCACCUGCGCCCCGAAUAAAGAGUUUACUGGCUUAGU
Myotis lucifugus (little brown bat) is the source of this 3264-nucleotide messenger RNA. It is a transcript of the gene CCDC134, whose product is annotated as coiled-coil domain containing 134. Bases 220 to 909 code for a protein of 229 amino acids. The transcript has 7 exons. Lineage: Eukaryota; Metazoa; Chordata; Mammalia; Chiroptera; Vespertilionidae. The record is from RefSeq and is a predicted model, not a curated record.